AUGGUUUUACAUCGACACAAGUCAUCGUUAGAAGGGUUCCUGGAUUUUUCAGAGCCAUUCUCCUUAACAUUACAACAAAAUAAGGCAGCAAGCAACAUUCUCAUGACGCUGAUUGAGGAUUAUGGCCCAGAACAAAUUGGGCGGAGGGGUUACAUGCCCGCGAUGCUAGUCAACGCAACAUUCGAGCAUGUGCAUACGCAAUCAAAAGAUGCCUUCCUGAACUUCUUCCUUGUGCAUCUCCAUGAGCAUCUGGAUUUGGUAGAUGGAAAUACUGUUGAGCCUGAUAUUUCUCUUGUGCUAGCCUAUCUCGAUGGGUUCUCCUCUUUUGACGCAGACAAGAAAAGCAAAAUCCGGAGCGCUGUCGAGCUUUUCGCUGACUACAUGGUUGACAAUUUCUUUUCUCCACUCAGGGUUUCGUUGGUGAAGACACCCCAACCAACACCCCUUUCACUCUCCUCGCUGCGGGCGUCCACGCCAACGUGUAUAACGCAUCGCGUGUCCAUCCUCCGACAGAGUUGUCUUAUCCGUGAUCAAUCAUCGUUGUGUCGUGUCCCAUCGCGGCGAAUAAAGCAAGAUGGGAUUGAAAGUGAAGACGACGAUGGGGCUCUCCUCCGAAACGAACCUGGUGAAUUCGAGUAUCUAGAAGUUGCUCACAUACUUCCUCAUUCAUUGACCUCAAUAGCCUCAGGAAAUACGGAAUUGAAGGGGCAUACAACCGGUACACGAUCAGAUCGACAGAAAGGAAUCCUAUUCUUUGUGAUCGAUUACUUCCCAUUUAGUCGUACGCUUAGCCUUAGCCCCAGUUGUUCUAUUGACCCACCUUCCUCUCGACUACUUAAAGUUCACCGUGCAAUUGCUCUUAUUCUCAAACUCAGCGGUGCAGGCGAGUACAUUGAGAAUAUCCUUCGAGAUAUGGAAGAAGUCGAGGUGAAAGAAGAUGGGUCGACAAAUUUAGGUCGUCUAAUGAGCCUACGAUUGAGUGGUUGGUUAAAAACAUUGGCUGUCUUCUAA
Paracoccidioides lutzii Pb01 is the source of this 1011-nucleotide messenger RNA. RefSeq lists its product as hypothetical. Bases 1 to 1011 code for a protein of 336 amino acids. The record is from RefSeq and is a predicted model, not a curated record. The transcript is spliced from 4 exons.